UGUUUCAAAUCAUUGAAAAUGAGAGCAAUAAUAACCUUUUUAAGGUAUCAUUUCAUUUUAAGCGUUGGCCAAUUUGCAUUAACUGUUGCUAAUAAUAAUCAAAGUAGAAUUGUCGGUGGUCACGAUGCAACCGACGGACAAUUUCCUUACCAAAUAUCUUUAAGAUAUAACGGUCAUCAUAUUUGUGGCGGUUCUAUUAUUCAGGAAAAUUAUAUUUUAACCGCAGCUCAUUGUAUAGAUGGUCAAAAACCUGAUAACUUUACUAUUGUAACUGGAAGUAAUCUAUUGGAUACAGGCGGAGAUAGUUAUCAGGUUGAAAAAAUUAUUCAACACCCCGAUUAUAAUUCUCAAUCGAUCAAAAACGAUAUAGCCCUUCUUAAAUUAACCGAUAACAUACAUUAUGGAGAUAAAGUUGGGCAGAUUAAGUUACCAAGUGAUGACAUUGGGCCUAAUGUUGGUGUUGUUUUAUCCGGAUGGGGAACUUUAACGUACCCCGGAAAACCCCCAAACAAACUUCAAACAAUCGAAUUAACCACAAUACCUAACUUAAGAUGCAUGUUGGAACAUCCAAUUCUUGGAUUUUUUAUGGGGGGUGUUUCCACAACGACUGUCUGUACAUUUUCAAAAGCAGGAGAAGGAGCUUGUCACGGUGAUUCUGGAGGUCCACUAGUUGAAGGAGAUCAUCAAAUUGGUGUUGUGUCUUGGGGAAUUCCUUGCGGGAAAGGGAGCCCCGACGUUUUUACGCGAGUUUAUAGUUAUUUAGGUUGGAUUAAUGAUAACAUGCAAACUUCAACACUUUUUUGUGAAAGUGACGGCAGAAUUGUUGGUGGAUAUGAUGCAGCUGAUGGAGAGUUUCCGCAUCAAAUUUCAUUAAGAUAUAAUGAGCGUCACAUUUGUGGUGGAUCAAUCAUAGGUGAAAGUUGGGUUUUAACUGCCGCUCAUUGUGUUAAUAAGCAAAAAGUAGAUAAAUUCACCGUUGUAACAGGAAGUAAUUUACUUGAUGCUGGUGGCGAUACUUAUAAAGUCGAAGAAAUUAUUCCACAUGAAGGAUUUAAUAGGAGCACAUUACUUGAUGAUAUUGCCUUAAUUAAAACGAAAGAUGAUAUAAAAUUUAAUGAUAAAGUGAAAAUUAUCGGAUUGGGGGAAAAUGAAAUGAAAGGGGGUGAAAAUUUGAUAUUAUCUGGUUGGGGUACAACUUCGUAUCCAGGAAAAAUUCCAAAUAAAUUACAAGCAAUAAAAUUGAUUUCAAUUACAAGUGCAGAUUGCGCUAAAGAAUUUCAAGAUAUAACUCCCGAUGAAGUUAAGAUAACGGAUGCUCACGUUUGUACUUUUACUAAAAAAGGCGAAGGUGCUUGCCAUGGCGAUUCCGGGGGACCACUAAUAAAUGGAAAUACCCAAGUUGGAGUUGUAUCUUGGGGACAACCAUGUGCUAAAGGUAAACCAGAUGUUUUUACAUCCGUUAUUUAUUACAGAGAUUGGAUAAAAGAACAUUCAAAUGUAUAAAACAAAAUAAAAUAAUAAAUACAUUCAGUGGUAAAAA
Molecule: messenger RNA, 1540 nt
Organism: Onthophagus taurus
Lineage: Eukaryota; Metazoa; Arthropoda; Insecta; Coleoptera; Scarabaeidae
Source: RefSeq, a predicted model, not a curated record